AUGAAGUUUCAACCCUCAGAGAUCCCGCCUGGGACGCCGGCCUUCUUUCAUGAUGCCGCCAACCGCACUUGGGUACCCCUAUACAGCCAUGCCUGCUCCUUUGGGCCGGACAUCUUUGUGGACAAGAUGAUGAACCUCAUCAAGAACCCGAACCUCAACUCGAGCUGGCUCUUUCGCGCCGACAUUCUGUACGACGAGGCCAAGGCCACUACUCACAGCAGCAGCAAUAGCUGCAGUGCUACGUCUGCUGCAAUACGCGACAUGACCCUUGAGCGCACCCUCGUUCGCAGGCUCAUCCCCAGGAACGAGCGGAGAGACAAGCCCCUGGAGCAGACAUGCCUCUUUUACAAGAGCGCGACUCCCAGAGACUUCGCCGUAGUAGGCUCGCUCGAAUCUGGACAAGAAGGCAUGUCUGGAUCUGAGUCUCCAGCGUCUCUCUCCACACUGGUCAUAUACAUGCCCCAUUCGCCCUCAGCAGACGCUCUCCCCUUCUACCACCCCAAAGUCCAAGGCAUCGCGCACCUUCACCAGUGGGACCAGUCAGGCAAAGGCACCAUUUCCAUCCACUUCCUCCCCUAUCCAGAGCACCCUGUGACCGACGCGAGACUCCAGCGAACAGCCUACCACCUCCUCGAAAUCAUUGACAAGCACGGCCACGGCGCGGCAGAGGGCUACGUCAAGAGAGUCAAUCACGACGUGGUCAUCCCGCAGGACAGGUUCCAGAACAGGUACGCACUCCUCAAGAGCAAAUACGCCCGGCGGCUGGUCGACUCGUGGGCCGAGAAGACGGACCCGACCAAGCACGUCUUUGAGGACCUGGGCAUCGCCGCCUUCCUCAUCGAGCUCUGGAACGACAUGUAUCCUCCCGAGGGGACGGCUCCCUUCCCCGGCUUCGUCGACAUCGGGUGCGGCAACGGACUGCUGGUCUACCUGUUGACGCAGGAGGGCUACGCCGGCUGGGGCUUCGAUGCAAGAGAGCGCAAGUCGUGGGCUCAGUACAGGACGGGCGGUCAGCCCUCCCGUUCGGGCUCGUCGCUGGAGGAGCGGCUGCUGCUGCCCGCCAUGAUCUCCAGAGAGAGAGGCGGUCAAGCUGAGGCUGAGGCCGACGCCAAAGCCGACGCAAACCUCAUCGACAACGACGAUGUCGUACACGAUGGAGCAUUUGCCACGGGCACCUUCAUCGUCUCCAACCACGCCGACGAGCUGACCCCCUGGACACCGAUCCUGGCCGCCCGCUCGCGGUGUCCCUUUAUCAUGAUCCCCUGCUGCAGCCACAGCCUCGCUGGCGACAAGUUCCGCGCACCCCCUCCUCGGGACAAGACGAAGGGCAAGUCUACCUACGCGUCGCUGGUGGACUGGGUAUCCACCAUCGCGGAGGACUGCGGCUGGAAGGUCGAGACCGAGAUGCUGCGGAUCCCCAGCACGAGAAACACAUGUCUGCUGGGGAGGACGCGCACGAAAGAAGUGCAGGAGGCGGAUCUCGAGGCCCUCGUCGCAAAGUACGGCGGCACGGGGGGCUACUACGAGAAUGUUGCAAAGCUCAUCAAGUCAGGGCCAAGAGGCCACUGA
Molecule: messenger RNA, 1569 nt
Organism: Trichoderma citrinoviride
Lineage: Eukaryota; Fungi; Ascomycota; Sordariomycetes; Hypocreales; Hypocreaceae
Product: DUF1613-domain-containing protein
Exons: 3
Coding region: 1-1569 (522 amino acids)
Biological process (GO): tRNA methylation
Molecular function (GO): tRNA (uridine) methyltransferase activity
Source: RefSeq, a predicted model, not a curated record